CACUUACAAUAACAAAAGUGCUUUUGGCGGUUAUUAAUUGUAGCAUGUUGUAAAUAGUUUAAACAUAUUUUAAUAAUAAUUAAUCAUUUACAAUGGCCGAAAAGUUAGAAGACCUCAAUCUCCCACUAACAGUUGUUACCAGAAUCGUAAAAGAGGCCUUACCGGAUGGAGUUUCUAUAUCAAAAGAAGCGCGUACUGGUCUCGCGAAGGCGGCAUCAGUUUUCGUCUUAUAUGUCACUUCAGCAGCUACAAAUAUCGUAAAAAACAAUAAACGCAAGGCAUUAACUGGUCAAGAUGUUCUAGAAGCCAUGUCAGAUAUAGAAUUCGAUAGGUUUGUGGAUUCUCUACGAGACGCUUUAGAACUAUACAAACAGGCUGUGUCAGCAAAGAAAUUGGCUUCCGGAAAGAAGAAAGAUGAAGGGGAAGACGUGGAAAUGGUUGAAGAUGAAUGAUGUGAUACAAACAUUGUAUUUGAGUUCUUAUUUUUAUUGACUUAUGGUGAUAAAGAGUUUUGUAUUUAAGGAUCUAGUUAAUAAAUAAUGUUUUUUGAAA
Messenger RNA from Vanessa atalanta (red admiral), 552 nucleotides. RefSeq names its product DNA polymerase epsilon subunit 3 (gene Chrac-14). Bases 93 to 452 code for a protein of 119 amino acids. The transcript has a single exon. Gene Ontology annotation, molecular function: protein heterodimerization activity; chromatin DNA binding. NCBI's taxonomy places the organism in Eukaryota, Metazoa, Arthropoda, Insecta, Lepidoptera, Nymphalidae. Gene Ontology annotation, cellular component: CHRAC; epsilon DNA polymerase complex. The record is from RefSeq and is a predicted model, not a curated record. Gene Ontology annotation, biological process: DNA damage response; leading strand elongation; heterochromatin formation.